ACACUUUUGAGUCGCUGACUGACUGCCCAGUCGCGCUGGACAGCAUUGCGGCGUCCAGUUAUCUCACAUUUCUUCUUUAUUUCUCUUCGUUAUGGCCUUUUUUUCUCGCCCACAGUCGUCGUCGGCCAUCAAGAUUGUCAAUCCCAACACCCAGGACGAAUUGAGACCUCAGUCACGCAAGGAUUCGGUGCAACGACAAUGUAGGAAUAUCAUGAUUUAUGGCUCUUGUAAAUACCAAGACAAAGGAUGCACGUAUUAUCAUCCACCUGCGCCGGACACACCCAAGCCUACCGAGUCUCCUGCUAUUGGUUCACUUACUGCGCAGGCAGUCAAUGCUCCUGUAUUUGUACCCAAGGCUGCUGCUGCCUCAGUUUCAUUUCCACAGACUACAUCGCCGCCGCCUCUAUCGGCUUCGCGCCAGUCGUCUGUCGCAUCGCUCUCUCCCCCCUCUCCCACACCACAGGCCGAUUAUCAAGAUUUCCAGCCUCAGGAUGCAUACGACAAUUACCCGUAUAGUGGAGACUUGUCCACUGAUAGUCUAACGAAUCAGAUGGCAGAUCUUGACUCUCAGUUCUAUGAUGUUGGUGGAGUUGAUGCUACUUACUAUUCUGGUCCUCCCGACCUUUACAUACGUGAACCACUGAAUUAUCAUCUCUAUACGAACGCUAUUCCUCCUGCUUUUAUUUCUGCCCAUUCCGAUAGUCAUUUUGUUCCUUCAUCCUCUGAUCUCAGGCAAGUGCUACAGACCAGAAGCGAAACUAUACGCGGCGCUCCAGCGCCUGGUCUGAAUUUGCCUGAGGAACUACAAGGUUAUCACACUCUUGUUCCUCUCGAAUCCAGUGCUGCCAAUGAACGCCGCAAGUUUGGAAGUUGGUAUUCCACUGUAUACCGUGCUAUCAACUCCGCAGAAGGCGCACCUUAUACCUUGCGGAGAGUGGAGAAUUACCGUCUGAUGCACCAGUCCGCUUUCACCGCCAUUGAGGCGUGGUCGCGUAUUCGACAUCCAAACAUCGUCCUCGUUCGAGAGGCAUUCACAACGCGAGCUUUUGGCGAUAAUUCCCUUGUCGUAGCUUAUGCAUAUCAUGCUGGUGCGAGAACCCUCUACGACACUCACUUUAAACCACAACCCCCGACCAUCCAACCCUCCUUUAUCCAUAAUCGCUCUCAUAUUCAACUUCAACCGACGACGAUCCCAGAGCGAACGAUCUGGUCAUAUAUCAUUCAGAUCGCUUCUGCAAUCAAGAAGGUGCAUGAAGCAGGACUUGCGGUGCGAAUGAUCGAUGUUUCCAAAAUAUUGCUCACAGGCAAGAAUCGCAUUCGGAUAAGCUCUUGCGGAAUUGUCGAUGUUCUGAUGUACGAUGCCCAGCAGGACAUACAUAUGUUACAACUCGAAGAUCUGUCAAUGUUUGGUCGACUCAUCAUCGCUCUCUGUUGUACAAAUGCCUCGGCUGCGUCUGGGAGCAACUUUCAGAAGAGCCUUGAGAUAAUGGCGCAGGCAUAUAGUCCUGAGAUUAAGAACGUGGCUUUGUUCUUGAUCAGCAAGAAUAACCCUCAUCGGAACAUUGUCACAUUCUUUGAGAUCAUCCAUAACAAAGUCAUUUCUGACAUGGACGACGCCCUGGAAGCGACGGAUCGGCUCGAGAACGAACUUAUGGGUGAACUGGAAAAUGCAAGGCUCGUACGAUUGCUUUGCAAGUUUGGUUUCAUCAACGAACGGCCUGAAUUCGCCCGCGAUCCUCGCUGGUCUGAAACGGGGGACCGCUAUAUCAUCAAACUCUUUCGCGAUUAUGUAUUCCACCAACUUGACGAGAACGGGAAUCCUGUCACUAAUCUGUCACAUGUCUUGACUUGCUUGAACAAGCUCGACGCAGGUUCGGAGGAAAAACUCAUGCUGAUUGCUCCAGACGAACAGAGUUGUUUGGUCGUCAGUUACAAGGAGAUCAAAUUGUGCGUCGAGGCGGCUUUCAGCGAUCUUGCUAGGGCUGGAAGUACCAGUUAUAGAGUGUGAUACCUGGUGGAUUGGAACAUUAUCGGAAUAAAAUAGGUAGAAUUAGAAAAAAGACUCGGAAAAUAACAAAAAAAUGCUUGCCUUGCUU
Messenger RNA from Guyanagaster necrorhizus, 2096 nucleotides. RefSeq lists its product as uncharacterized. Gene Ontology annotation, biological process: nuclear-transcribed mRNA poly(A) tail shortening; mRNA processing; protein phosphorylation. NCBI's taxonomy places the organism in Eukaryota, Fungi, Basidiomycota, Agaricomycetes, Agaricales, Physalacriaceae. The coding region runs from base 92 to 2008 and encodes 638 amino acids. Gene Ontology annotation, molecular function: poly(A) binding; ATP binding; protein kinase activity. The record is from RefSeq and is a predicted model, not a curated record. Gene Ontology annotation, cellular component: PAN complex; P-body. The transcript is spliced from 15 exons.